Apodemus sylvaticus (European woodmouse) is the source of this 3927-nucleotide messenger RNA. It is a transcript of the gene Rin1, whose product is annotated as Ras and Rab interactor 1. Gene Ontology annotation, biological process: signal transduction; vesicle-mediated transport. Lineage: Eukaryota; Metazoa; Chordata; Mammalia; Rodentia; Muridae. Gene Ontology annotation, molecular function: small GTPase binding; guanyl-nucleotide exchange factor activity. Gene Ontology annotation, cellular component: cytosol; endocytic vesicle. The record is from RefSeq and is a predicted model, not a curated record.
GUGCCUUGGGGGUUGGAUUCCCUUCCUGAGUCCCAGGAGAAGCUGAAGGAGCUCCCAGCCAUGGAAGACCCUGGUGAGACCGGAGCCCACCCUCUGGGAGCCACCAGCCUGAACUCUGUACCUGGGCACCAACAGGAAGAAAAGCCAUCUCCAGACCCACUGUAUGACACACCCAAUGCCAGAGGGGUACAGGCAGGCGGGUCCCAACCACCAGCGCGUACUGUGAGCCUGCGGGAGCGGCUGCUGAUCACCCGGCCUGUGUGGUUACAGCUGCGGGCCAACGCUGCAGCCGCGCUGCACGUGCUGAGGACGGAGCCUCCAGGGACCUUCCUGGUGCGGAAGUCUAACACUCGCCAAUGCCAGGCUCUGUGUGUGCGGCUGCCAGAAGCCAGUGGCCCCUCUUUUGUCUCCAGCCACUAUAUCCAGGAGAGUCCUGGCGGCGUCUCUUUGGAGGGCUCAGAGCUCACGUUCCCGGACCUGGUGCAGCUCAUCUGUGCAUACUGCCAAACCAGGGACAUUCUUCUCCUCCCUCUCCGACUCCCCAGAGCCAUUCACCAGGCAGCCACCCACAAAGAGCUGGAGGCCAUCUCCCAUCUGGGCAUGGAGUUCUGGAGUUCCUCUCUCAACACCAAGCUUCAACAGAGGUCUUCGGAAGCCCCAGCGAUACCCCGGCUGAAGGCUCGCUCCCCCCAGGAGCUGGACCAGGGCACUGGUGCUGCCCUCUGCUUCUUCAACCCCCUCUUCCCCGGGGAUCUGGGCCCCACUAAGCGCGAGAAGUUCAAGAGGAGUUUCAAAGUGCGCGUGUCCACCGAGACCUCCAGCCCUCUGUCUCCACCUGCUGUUCCGCCUCCGCCAGUCCCGGUGCUGCCAGGGCCAUCUUCCAGCCAAACGGAAAGUCUGCCCCCUCGACAGCUGCUGCAGAGGGAGAGCUCAGUGGGGUAUCGUGUGCCAGGAAGUGCAGCGGGCCCGAGACUUCCUCCCCUACCUUCACUUCAGGAGGUGGACUGCUGCUCCCCUAGCAGCUCAGAGGAGGAGGGUUCUUCAGGAAGCCCUACAACCUCCCCACGCCCAAGGCACCGGCGGCCUCUGCUUCGGUCCAUGAGUUCUGCUUUCUGCUCUCUGCUGGCACCUGAGAGGCAGGUGGGCCGGGCAGCCACAACGCUAAUGCAAAACCGAUACACGGCUGUGGGUCAGCUAGUGCAGGACCUACUGACCCAGGUUCGGGCUGGUCCCGAGCCCCGAGAGUUGCAGGGCAUCCGCCAGGCCCUGACUCGGGCCCGGGCCAUGCUGAGUGCAGAGCUGGGCCCUGAGAAGCUGCUACCACCGGAGCGGCUGGAACUGGUCCUGGAGAAGUCCCUGCAUCGCUCCGUUCUCAAGCCUCUGCGACCGAUUCUAGUUGCCCGCCUGCGGCGCCGGCUUUCCACAGAUGGUUCCCUUGGCCGCCUAGCUGAGGGCUUCUGCCUGGCCAGGACCCAGGGCCUUGGAGCCUUCGGGUCCCACCUGAACCUUUCUUCCCCUGUGGAGACAGAGCAGGUGCGCCAGAAGCUGCUUCAGCUCCUCCGUGCCUACUCCCCCAGUGCCCAGGUCAAGCGGCUCCUGCAGGCCUGCAAGCUGCUAUACACAGCCCUGAAAACCCAGGCAGGGGAGGAUGCAGGAGCUGAUGAGUUCCUGCCUCUGCUGAGCCUUGCUCUGGCCCAGUGCGACCUUCCUGACCUCCUGUUAGAUGCUGAGUACAUGUCCGAACUUUUGGAACCCACCCAGCUCACGGGAGAGGGUGGCUACUACCUGACCAGCCUCUCGGCCAGCCUGGCCUUGUUGGGUGGCCUAAGCCAGGCCCCCGCACAGCCACUCAGCCCAGCACAGGAGCUCCAGCGCUCUCUGGCCCUCUGGGAACAGCGCCGCCUGCCGGCCACCCACAGCUCCCAGCAUCUCCUCCGAGUGGCCUACCAGGACCCCAGCACAGGCUGCACAUCCAAGACCCUGGCUGUGCCCCCAGAGUCUUCCAUCGCUGCCUUGAGCCAACUCUGUGCCACCAAGUUCCGAGUGACUCAACCUGAUGCAUUUGGCCUCUUCCUCUACAAGGACCAGGGCUACCAUCGCCUACCCCCCGAAGCCCUGGCCCACAGGCUCCCUGCAACUGGCUAUCUCAUCUAUCGCCAGGCAGAGCGCCCUGAGACCCAGGGGGCUGCAGCAGAGAAGACAAAGACAGACAGUGAGAGGCCAGAGGCAGGAGCCUGGGAGGAGGAGAAAGGGGAUCUAGACGGUGAAGGGAAGCGCAGAGCUGUUGACCAGGAAGGCAAGGAUCACACGCCAGAGGAACACGAGGCAGAGGGAAGCCAGGCUUUGGAAGAGUAGCUGGGGAGGACCAGAAGGGCUGCCCGGGCCCCCAGGAGCCUCUGAAGUCCACCUUCUUAGCUGCACAGCUUCCCUCACCACCCACACAUGGUUCACUGUGGUGUCUGCCACCGCCUCUAGCUGAUCUUCCUGAGUCCACCUGCCAGGGAACGGGAGCUGGCCAUACAGACCAAAGCAGCAUUAAGAGAGGUGGGGCAGACCCUCUGUUCAAGGCCCCAACUUCUGUGCCCCCAUAGCCCACGGGGAUAGAUGGGUCUGAUAAGGGGAAAUCCCCCUGAGAGCCAGAGGGGCAGAGCAGAGCGUGAGGGUUGUCCCAGCUGCUUCUGCCCCUCCCACUGCCAUGGGCACCCCAGGGCUGCUGGAGCAUCAAGACCCCAUGCAACUCCAGUCUCUCCUAAUUUCAGGGGUCAGGGAUCAGAAGAAUGGCAGCAAGUCUCCCCAAACUAACAGCUCUUCCCGGACAUAGCCUCUGACAUGCGAAGAAGGGGUGUGACUGCUAUUCUGCAGGGUCCUGGAGUGAGUGACCCAGGACCUUCGUGGAUGGCUGGCAGCUCAAUUUAGGAGAAAGAGAGCAAAGAGUGGGUGUUAGCAGCCGCGAUAGCCUGUGGGCGCCUCUACCAGGCAGUCCCCAGUCAGUUCAGAGACGGUUGCUUCCCUAGAGGUCAGGCCACAGGAGAGAGCAUCUAUGUUCCAGUCUUUUCUCAAGACCAGAAGUCUGCUGAGGCUCUUAAGUGUUUCUGGGAAAUUGGACUCUGAGAAGUAAUGCACACUAGCAGCAGAAGUUUCCAGAACAGAGAUGCCCCACAAACAUUGCCUUUGCAGUCCGCUCACUGGGUCCUUACUAAGCUCGGUAAUGAGGGGUGGCCUGGCUUGUGAGCCCCACUGCAGUGCAGGUUAGAUCAUUCCCAAGAUGUUCCAGCAAACUGGCCCACCAGGCCAGGGCAAUGGCCCCAGAGGGAAGCCCACGGCAAAUACGAGCAGAGAAAAAUACCCACGAAUGGCCACAAGAGGGCGUGUGCAGCCCAAGAAGCGGCUGAGGGUUGCCCACUCCCUCAGAGCGGUGGGAGGGGUGUGGCUAAAGAGAAUGUAAGAGCCCCAGAAUGUAGGCAGUCGCUGGCCUUACACUCCUACAGCAGCGUGGGAACUGCCGAGCAGAGACGACUUGUUUCCAGACAAAGGAGAACCACAGCCGGGCUCAGAGCUGCUCUCCUGGGCCUCUGAGCACCAGGGCACCAACUUACGUGCUAUAUACUUACCGACAUGGAGAUGGGCUUUCAAAUCCACAUCUGGCCAGUGUAGGGGUUCCAAACUAGUCAUCAGACCACCAGUCCCUUGCCCACUUCUAUGCCCCUCCCUCUGCAGGAGGGAAAAGUGUGUGAUAAGAGACAAGUUCGUCUGAUAUCUAACAUCUGGCACGGGGAGGGUGGCCUUCUCUCCACCACCCAGGAAGAGCCACGAACAGGCUGCUGGAUCUUCAAGGCUCUGAACAACACGGCCGCUGUUCCGUCAUAUGUUCCCCCUUCCACCCUAACCCUUUGUACAGGAUCGAGCACUCCACAGGUGCUCAAUAAA